AUGGGAAGUCAUCAUCGUCCACACAUACAAUGCCGAACUCACUCUCUUCCUCUGUCCUCCAGGGCAAUAUCUUCUCUCUACACCAAUGAUGGUGACAUGGAAGCUCUCGAGGCUGACCUGACACAUCGAUUUAGCCGACAGGAGUGGGACUUGGCUAAGAGCCUACAGAAAACCAUCCAAGCAGCGAGGUCUGAGAAUUACUCUCUGACCGACUUCUGGGCUUACAUGGUUAUCUCCAAGCAAACCAGAGAACUGCCGGAGUCCCAUUUGUCCAAUAUGAAGAAGCCCGUGGAAGAAGGGACACUACCCUACCCGAUAUUUGCAGCCAUUGACAACGACCUACAACCCUCCUGGCAGGAGGCAAAAGCACAGGAGACCUGGUUCGAGUUCACCCCUCACCAUGCUGGCUUCCCUGCACUGGGGGCCUAUGUUUCCAUAACCCACUUCGGAAGCAAAUUCAAGAAGGGAAGACUGGUCAGAACUCACCCUGAGAGAGACCUGUCUUUCCUGAGAGGUUUAUGGGGAAGUGCUCUUGGUAACGCUGAAGUCAAUAGGAAUUAUAUUUUUGACCUGUUAAGGAAUCUUCUGACCCCGAGAGAUGUAUGGAGAAGGACUGUUGCAAAUGCUAAAUACGUUGGACGCCGUAUUUUUGCCCCGUUACUGAGGCUGCAACAAAGUUUGCAAAGGGAACGUCCUGCCCUGAAAGAUGAAGGCGGUGAGCCUAAUUACAACUGGCUGACUGAGAUGCUCGAGAAUUGGACCAGGACCUUCCUGGAAAAGCAGGAGCAGCCCGAUGAGGACCCUGAAAGUAAAGGCUCAGUCAGUGACUUUUUGGAUUUUGUGAGAAAAACAGGCAUUUGCGCUUCAAAGUGGGAAUGGGGAACCACUCACAACUUCCUGUACAAACACGGUGGCAUCCGGGACAAGACAAUGAGUAGCCGGAGGCACCUCCACCUGGUGGAUGCUGGUUUAGCCAUCAACACUCCCUUCCCACUUGUGCUGCCCCCGACACGGGAGGUUCACCUCAUCCUCUCCUUCGACUUCAGUGCCGGAGAUCCUUUCCAGACCAUCCGGGCUACCACUGACUAUUGCCGCCGCCACAAGAUCCCCUUUCCCCAUGUAGAAGAGGCUAAGCUGGAUUUGUGGUCCAAGGCCCCCGCCAGCUGCUACAUCCUGAAAGGAGAAACCGGACCAGUGGUGAUGCAUUUUCCCCUGUUCAACAUGGAUGCCUGUGGAGAUGAUAUUGAGGCAUGGAGUGACACAUACGACACAUUCAAGCUCGCUGACACCUACACUCUAGAUGUGGUGAUGCCACUCUUGGCAUUAGCCAAGAUGAACGUCAGGGAAAACAAGAAGAAGAUCCUUAGAGAGAUGAGGAACGCGGCCAUGCUCUAUUACCCGAAGCAUUAUGCCCAAAGUUGCUCCUUGGUGUAGAUGAGCCUCAGCUUCCAGGGCAGUAUGGGCCUGUUGGUCUACCAGGGCCCUGAUGUCCACCUGGCCUUCCUGUUCUUCACUCCCUUCAGCCACACACUUCAUGAGUUCACCUUGGCUAUCCUAACAGGGCCAAUCACCAGUGACCAGCUGGAUUGUGAUUUUGAUAGCAUCAUUCAGAAGAAGGGGUCCAAGGAGCUGCAGGUGGUGAAAUGUGUCCUGCAGGUCCCUUGGGAGAUCCUGGAGCUGGAGCAUGAGUCUCUGACAAUCAGAAGUAUCAUGUCCAAUGUCCGGAUAGCCAAAAUGAACGCGGCAGAUCAGACCAAUGCCUUUCACUGCUCCUUUAUUACUGCACUUCCAGCCAGUAGCUCUGUAGAAGUUAGCUCUGUAGAAGUAAGAGCUGGGGUUUAAAUCAUGGGCUGUCUCUCCAGCCAAGUGGAGCUCUGAGAAUACAACAGGUGCUCAAUAAAUGGUUGCUGAUUAACUGAUGGA
Molecule: messenger RNA, 1923 nt
Organism: Mandrillus leucophaeus (drill)
Lineage: Eukaryota; Metazoa; Chordata; Mammalia; Primates; Cercopithecidae
Gene: PLA2G4C
Product: phospholipase A2, group IVC (cytosolic, calcium-independent)
Exons: 14
Coding region: 1-1434 (477 amino acids)
Biological process (GO): glycerophospholipid catabolic process
Cellular component (GO): nuclear envelope; nucleoplasm; cytosol
Molecular function (GO): calcium-dependent phospholipid binding; calcium ion binding
Source: RefSeq, a predicted model, not a curated record